GUCGGCCCGAGCAAGUAGCAGUCGAUGUCCUCCGCGCCGCCACGCCUGUCUGUGGGCCCCAUCAUCUCGACCUACGACGAAGACGUCGCGCUUGCGAAUAUGCUGAGCCCCAAGCCCGACGAUCGCAUGGAGGAGAUUGUGGUCGACUACAACGACUUUGUCGAGCUUGGCAACGCCAUGUCGUCCAUCGGUGUGGUGCACGAAGCGUUCGUCUACGAUGGUACGUCCGGUACGCUACGUGCCAUCACCCAUCAUGCGCUCGACGACGAUCGUGUCAAGAUGGAACCGCCAACGGAUGCAUCGUCGUUCUCUUACCAAGCCUUUCUGGGAGAUGAGACCAAUAUCGCGACGCUGCCCAAGAAGCGCGAGACGUGCGACUACCCUGCGUGCAAGCGCGCCCCGUCUGGCAGCACGACUCGUUGCAUCAGUCACGGCGGCGGCAAGACGUGCGGUGUCGACGGCUGCAACGUCGCGGCGCAGUCGCUCGGGUGGUGCAAGAAGCACGGCGGUGGUCCGCGCUGCACUGUCGACGGCUGCACCAAGAGCGCACAAGGCCACGGCAAGUGCAAGGCGCAUGGCGGUGGCACACCGUGCGGCGAGCCGGGCUGCCAUAAGCGCGCGCAGCGCGGCCAGCGCUGCGGUGAGCACGGCGGCUUUGUCCUGUGCGCAAGUCCCGAGUGCCCCCGGAAGGACCGUGGCGGCGGCCUCUGCAACGUCCAUCGCAAGCCGUUCGAGUGCCAAGUCCCGCGCUGCAAGCGGCUUGGCAAAGUCGAUGGCAUGUGCACGCAGCACUACAAGGAGCUCGAGAAGCGCGACAAGACCGCUCCCAACGACGGCACCUUCUUCUUGUAGCGAGCUGCACCGUCACGAGGUUGUCGGCGUCGCGUUGCCCGACACAUUCAUCGUCGCCGCCCGGACCACCGUGUACAAUAAGCCAUUGGCGUCCU
This is a messenger RNA of Saprolegnia diclina VS20, 947 nucleotides long. RefSeq lists its product as hypothetical. The record is from RefSeq and is a predicted model, not a curated record. NCBI's taxonomy places the organism in Eukaryota, Oomycota, Saprolegniomycetes, Saprolegniales, Saprolegniaceae. The transcript has a single exon. Bases 25 to 852 code for a protein of 275 amino acids.